This is a messenger RNA of Dendrobium catenatum, 2840 nucleotides long. RefSeq names its product oligopeptide transporter 1. The record is from RefSeq and is a predicted model, not a curated record. Gene Ontology annotation, molecular function: oligopeptide transmembrane transporter activity. Gene Ontology annotation, biological process: transmembrane transport. Bases 589 to 2658 code for a protein of 689 amino acids. The transcript is spliced from 7 exons. Lineage: Eukaryota; Viridiplantae; Streptophyta; Magnoliopsida; Asparagales; Orchidaceae.
GAAAUGCCACCUCUCUCUCUCUCUCUCUCUCUCUCUCUCUCUCGGCUUGUUGUCGGCACAGACGGAGGUGGAGUUCGGAGGAGAGGUCGGCUUAGGGAAUGGGAGGUUUUGGCAGUGGAGAAGUUGGCUUGGUCUCAGAUGCCAAUCGCAAGGUCCAACUACAGGAGUCGGAUGAGGCUUCGGCUACGUGGAUCUGGGUCGCCUGGAGGUCGACGAGGUCGGGACAGCUAGGGGGGAACGUCGGGACUUGGGAAGCUGCGAGAGUGGUUGCGUGGGAAAGCCGAGAGCAGCCGAAUGGAGGUCUCAUCCUCUCCUAUUUAACGACGAGGUGUAGCGUUGUUUUGAACAACGGUCGCACGAUUUGAGCAGAUUUUGCGGAGAAGCGACUAGAGCGGCGCUGAUCUACAGGAUUUCAGUGGAAUUUGAUCACAAACGGCGCCGAAUUGACGUGAUUUCCGCAGGAUUUGUGGAUCCGAUGGACAAGUUGAGGAGAAUGAUCAUCCAAUUGAAGAAGUGAGGCUAACGGUGGAUCCUACAGACAACCCGAAUAUCACAGCACUAACGUUUCGCACUUGGCUGAUUGGUGUGAUGUCAUGUGUGCUUCUCUCCUUUGUAAAUACGUUCUUUUAUUACAGAACAGAACAACUAAGCAUUGGAUCAGUCUGCAUACAAAUCAUUGCACUUCCAAUAGGAAGAUUUCUCGCAGCAACACUUCCAAAGAAAGAAAUAAAAUUUCCCUUCACAAACUGGUCAUUCUCGCUGAAUCCGGGGCCUUUUUCGAUGAAGGAACUUUGUCUAAUCACCAUAUUCGCGAGUGCCGGUGCGGGAGAUCUCUUUGCAAUGCAUGUAGUAAUUGUAGUCAAGGCGUUCUAUCAUACUAAGAUCAAUCCCAUAGCUGCCUUUUUGUUGGUACAAACCUCGCAGUUACUUGGCUUCGGUUGGGCUGGCAUUUAUAGAAAGAUCCUGGUUGAUAAUCCAUAUAUGUGGUGGCCAGAAAACCUUAUUCAAGUUUCACUUUACAAGGCUCUCCAUCAGAAGGAGAAGAGAAAGAAGGGAACCAUAACAAGAUUUCAGUUCUUCAUAGUGGUCUUCAUCACAAGCUUUGCAUACUAUACCAUCCCAGGCUUCAUUUUCCCUGCAAUUUCCACCAUUUCUGUCUUAUGCUUAAUCUUCAAGAAAUCAAUCACCAUGCAACAAAUUGGAUCUGGAUUGAAAGGUCUUGGAGUUGGAUCCUUCGGAAUUGACUGGUCCACAGUCACCAAUAUUUGGGGAAGCCCAUUGGCCACACCUGCAUCAGCAAUCUUCAACAUAAUGUUAGGCUUUUUCAUAGGGAUUUAUGUGUUAAUCCCAAUUUGCUAUUGGACUAAUGCUUACAAUGUCAAACGAUUCCCUAUCAUAUCCUACGAUAUCUUUGAUUACACUGGUCAUAGCUACAACACUACUAGGAUCAUAAAUAACAAGACUUUCACUUUAAAUCUGGAAGAAGCGGAAAGUUACAGCAAAAUAAACAUAAGUAUUAACUUUUUAUUGGCCUAUGGCACGAGCUUUGCAUAUAUGACGGCCUCAAUCAUUCAUGUUGCUCUCCAUGAUGGAAAGAAUAUUUUGAAGAUGUGGAAAGAUACUAAAGAAUGUGAUAAGGAAAAGAUGGAUGUUCAUGCAAGAUUGAUGAAAAGAAAUUAUGAGCCUGUGCCUCAAUGGUGGUUCUACGUUCUCUUAGUUACGGUCAUUGGACUCUCCAUUUUUACUUGUAUAGGGUUUGGAAGGCACCUGCAGGUUCCAUGGUGGGGGUUAUUAUUCAUCUUCAUCAUAGCUCUACUUUUCACAUUACCUUUUGGAGUGAUCAUGGCAACUACAGGUCAGGGUCUGAAUGUCAUUACAGAGUACAUUUUUGGUCUAAUAUUACCAGGAAAUCCUAUAGCAAAUAUGACAUAUAAAACAUAUGGAACUGCAAGCAUGAACCAGGCUUUUACACUUCUUAGAGAUUUAAACCUCGGACAUUACAUGAAAAUCCCCCCGAAGUCCAUGUUCAUUGUACAGUUGACAGGUACUAUGAUAGCAUCUUUUGUUAACUUCACAAUAACAUCGUUCCUUCUCAACACAAUAAAGCAUAAAUGCGAUCCAGAAAAUCUUUCUCAAGGGAGUCUAUGGACUUGCCCCAAUGAUGAUGUAUUCUAUAACGCAUCCAUAAUUUGGGGGCUCGUUGGCCCAAUGAGAACAUUUGACAAACUUGGGAACUAUUCAGCUCUGAACUUCUUCUUCUUAAUAGGUUUAUUGUUACCCAUUCCCUUCUGGUAUCUAUCAAAAGUCUUCCCCAGGAACAAAUUGCUUAGAUGCAUCCACAUCCCCCUGAUCAUAGCAGGAGGUGGGCUUUUUCCUGCACACUCUGUGAACUAUAUCAUGUGGGGAACAGUGGGCAUUUUCUUCAAUUAUUAUAUUUAUAAAAGGUAUAAAGAGUGGUGGGCAAGGCACACCUAUGUAAUGUCAGCAGCUUUAGAUGCCGGGGUAGCUUUCAUGGGAAUAUUCAUCUUCUUUGCUUUGCAAUUUAAUAAUAUCAGUGGAAUAGAUUGGUGGGGAGGUGUUGCAGAUGAUUAUUGCCCUCUUGCUAGCUGUCCAACAGCUCCUCAAGUGAUAAUUAAAGGUUGUCCGACUGUUAAGUAGCUGAGUUUGUUAAAAUCUUCAGAGCUGUUUUCUCUAAAGCCUCUCAGUUAUUGUGUACAUUACACUUUUUGUUUUACAUGUCCUAUUUUAUUGCCUGGAUAAUAAUAAAAUACUUAACGUAAUUUCUAUAAUGUGAAUAGCUGAUGUGAUCUUAAAAGUUUUCAUGAUUCAAAACUCUUAAA